This is a messenger RNA of Ictalurus punctatus (channel catfish), 584 nucleotides long. Its product is annotated as ghrelin. The transcript is spliced from 5 exons. Gene Ontology annotation, cellular component: extracellular region. NCBI's taxonomy places the organism in Eukaryota, Metazoa, Chordata, Actinopteri, Siluriformes, Ictaluridae. The record is from RefSeq and is a predicted model, not a curated record. Gene Ontology annotation, molecular function: growth hormone-releasing hormone activity. The coding region runs from base 16 to 492 and encodes 158 amino acids.
GCUUUAGUCUCAGAGAUGAUCAGCUUCGGCAUAUAUAAGAGGCCUGAGUGGAUCAGACUUACUCAUAACGCCAUCCUGACAUUACCUGCCUCUAGUUUUACUCCAGAUCCUGAGAGAGAGAGAGAGAGAGAGAGAGAGAGAGAGAGAGAGAGAGAGAUGCUCACCAUGCUGGGUCACGGUCGUGUCGGUCACAUGAUGUUGCUCCUCUGCGCUUUUUCUUUGUGGGCUGAAACUGUGAUGUGUGGCUCCAGCUUCCUCAGUCCAACCCAAAAACCACAGAAUCGUGGAGACCGAAAGCCACCUCGGGUGGGACGGAGGACUGCAGCUGAACUCGAGGCUCCUCUUCCUUCCGAGGAGAAGAUCAUGGUGAGCGCACCGUUCCAGCUGGCCGUGUCUCUCAGUGACGCGGAAUACGAGGAUUAUGGUCCUGUGCUACAGAGGAUGUUACUGGAUGUCCUGGGUGAUCCGCCUACUUUGGACGGCGCAAACUAACAGCAUUUGAACUUAAAUGAUUCCUGAUUCAUAACCGCUCAAAUUAUUAAAACAAACUGUGAAAUGUGAAUAAAAUGAAAAUAAAACAACGA